Miniopterus natalensis is the source of this 899-nucleotide messenger RNA. The record is from RefSeq and is a predicted model, not a curated record. NCBI's taxonomy places the organism in Eukaryota, Metazoa, Chordata, Mammalia, Chiroptera, Miniopteridae.
AUGGCCACUAACUACAGUGCCAACCAGUAUGAAAAAGCUUUCUCACCCAAGUAUCUGCAGAACUGGUCUCUUGCCAAGCCAACAAAACAGCUCCCACACCCUCUCCCUCCGCCCAAACUCAAGCCCCCAGAUACCUUCUCCCUUUCCAUCUCCCCCAGCACUUCUCUCCCACCUGUACCCCAGAACAUUCCUUCCCACGAAGGCUACACUCAGAUCAUUGCCAACGACCGUGGUCAUCUGCUGCCUUCAGUGCCCCGUUCCAAGGCAAGUCCUUGGGGUUCCUUCAUGGGCACCUGGCAAAUGCCUCUCAAGAUACCCCCUGCUCGGGUGACCCUGACAUCCCGUACAGCUGCUGGUGCUGCCUCCCUCACCAAAUGGAUCCAAAAAAAUCCUGACUUACUCAACGCCUCCAAUGGACUGCAUCCAGAAAUCUUAGGCAAGCCCGGUGAUCCAGGCAGUCAGAAGAAACCCCGGAACUCUGUGAAGCAAGCACCAAGUCCAACCAUAAUCCCAAACUCCCCAGCAUCAAACCUCGAUUCCCCAGAGCAACCCCAAAGCGCACACCCCUCUGCAGGUCACACUCCUGGGCCCCUCAGCCCAAUCGACUUGCCUAAGAGCCCACCUGGAAGCGCAUGCAUGUAGAACCCUGGGUGGGUCCUAAUCUAGCCGGGGCCAAGGUGCAAACCUGGAACUCCAGAGGGGACCCCACCUAGGAAACCUGUCUAGAGGAGUGAAGUAAGAAGAGCCCCAGUUAGGGAAAUGAUGGAAAUAAAUGCAAAUUUGGAAAAUAAACAUUGCUGUUGACUCUUUCACUGAUUUUGAUUUUUCCCUCCGGCUGCCUCCUAUCACCAACCAGAAGGGCUGGGGAAAGACAGAGAACAUGACAGAGGCUGGGGGGU